AUGAAUUCUUAUGACAGAACUGUAACUGCAUCCACAAAAAUUCACUGCUCUUUAAAAAUGGGUGGACUGCUAUUUUUAUCCAUUCCUGUAUGUGUUGACUCUUUACACUACCCAAUUAAGAGAUGCUAUGGUCGAAUUCGUUUGCCGUUUAUUUUUCAAGGUAUUAAAACUUUUCGCUUCGCUUCAUUUUCAAAUUCUAGCAAUCAUUUAUCAAAUGGA
This is a messenger RNA of Thelazia callipaeda (thelaziosis nematode), 219 nucleotides long. The record is from the annotation of a GenBank genome assembly. Lineage: Eukaryota; Metazoa; Nematoda; Chromadorea; Rhabditida; Thelaziidae.